Molecule: messenger RNA, 1056 nt
Organism: Xylona heveae TC161
Lineage: Eukaryota; Fungi; Ascomycota; Xylonomycetes; Xylonales; Xylonaceae
Exons: 1
Coding region: 305-895 (196 amino acids)
Source: RefSeq, a predicted model, not a curated record
UGGGGGUCACAAUAUCCUAUUCUGGUCAUCUCAUGGCUUUGCUUAGGUUGCGGCCCCGACAAGACGUGAUGGGCCUUACAGGGAUAUCCGCAAAAACGCCACUUUGACCAUCAUCGCAAACGCGGUGAGCGCGAAAUGCACACACCGGCCGGCACACAUUUUGGUUUUAUUGCGCUUUUUUUCUCUCAACAUUUGGAUGAAAAACUUUUCUCUGCUAUACUAACUUACCCAAAACAUCGAAAAACAUGACCUUGGCCGCGUGUGCUCGAAAGAGGCUCAGACUUGCGACUACGAUCCUUCCAUCAUGAUCAAUAUUUUAACUCGACAUGACAAUUUCGAGACUGGGGUCAGCGGUCAGCCGCGAAGACCCAAAGCAAAAAAGCAAAACAAGGUCUUUGGUGUGACCCAGGACAGGAGCGAAGAGAAGAGAAGAGAAACUCUAUUAACGCGAGUAUCCCCGACCUCCCCUCGGCCCCCAAUCAAUAGGCUGUGCGGGCUGUGCUUGUGCCUUGGGGAUGGGGUGUUGUGGACGACAAAGGACGUGCACCAGGUACCCGUCUCACUUGGGAUCCAUCCACACGACCCCCUCUUGGCCCCAAUGAUAAAUCCGAGUCCUUCGACCGCCUUGGGAUUCUGCCGGUCAUUUCUGCCUCUGGCCCCAAAUAUCGUGACCUUAUUAGGCAGACAACUCCCCCACGGACUACUUCUACCUCUUCUCGCGCAUCUUUUUUCUCUUGUCUUGAAAAUCUCAUUUUUAUUUUGCUUCGAGUACAAACUCGCAAUAUUUAUUUUCGCACUUGUUUGGCAAAGCCUUGUUGUUGCGAGUUUGACUUGUGGCUUUGUUUUUGUCACCUGCAGCUACUUGCCUGUUUUUGCCGAGCAGUCCCGCCUCUGAAAGACAACCCACAGAUAAAAAGAGCUUGUUUAUACACUUCGACUCUCUUCAUUUCCCUCUGCACGCUGUAUACACAGGUCUGAUCCUAAGCAGACGCAUCACGCAGGAAAUACCCCUAUGUCUUCUGUCAUUACCCUGCUGCUGUCCCGCCUGAUUAAUAU